Messenger RNA from Eucalyptus grandis, 543 nucleotides. RefSeq names its product 1-aminocyclopropane-1-carboxylate oxidase homolog 1. The coding region runs from base 33 to 308 and encodes 91 amino acids. NCBI's taxonomy places the organism in Eukaryota, Viridiplantae, Streptophyta, Magnoliopsida, Myrtales, Myrtaceae. The transcript is spliced from 2 exons. The record is from RefSeq and is a predicted model, not a curated record.
CUGGAGCCAUCCUAGCCAACAUUGGAGACCUCAUGCAGCUUGUUAGCAACGACAAGUUCAAGAGCGUGGAGCACCGGGUCCUUGCCAGGAAGGCCGGGCCCCGGGUGUCAGUCGCAUGCUUCCUCGUACCAGGAGAGACACAGAUGUCAAAGCCGUAUGGGCCAAUAAAGGAGCUUCUCGAUGAGGACAAUCCACCCAUGUACAGAGAGACCACUUUCACGGAGUAUUUUGGGUUUUACCUCUCCAGUGGCAAUGGCCUGAAUGGUGAAUCUGUGCUUCCUCAUUUCAGAGUGAGCGAGCCCAAGUAGAGUACAAAAUGCAGCAAAAAUCUUUGAAGAAGGUGUCGGCCUUCCCAUGGAAUCCGAUGGCUCUGUAUUUUCAUUGAAUGUAGCGAUAGGACCACACCUAGAAAAGAAUAAUCAGAAUCUACUUUGAUCUGAUCGAGACUGAAACAAGAAAUGGCCAAAAUAUGAUGGCAUGCUCCUUCAGGCUGUGAAAGCAUUUGAAUCUCUUUCCCCUAAAUUUAUCACUAGUUUCAUCAUC